AUAGCAACAAUAUCUGGAUCUGUUUUUGGUCGAUGGGCUCACACAGCUACUCUUACAACUAAUAACCGAAGCAUAAUAAUGUACGGGGGUCAUUCAAAUAAUUCUUAUCCAUUAGGCAGCAUUGCAGUUUUGGAUCUUACCACUUAUAUAUGGACUAAUACCAUACCUUCUGGUGAUCCUGGUGCUAAGCCAACAAUAUCACCGAGCUUCCAUACGGCUGCUCUCUAUAAUGAUUAUAUAAUUUUUGCAUUUGUAAAUAUCCUAGAUAUUUCACACGAUUCAUAUAAAUGGGUUUCCUUAUAUACUCUACGUACACCAAAUUCAUACGUAACAACUCCCCCCAAUAGCCUGAACACUGGGAUUGUUGUAGGGUUAAUAGUUGUGAGUGUUGUGUUCGUUGGAUCAUUAGCUAUUAUUAGCUAUUUAAUUUAUUCUAGGAAUAAGUUUAAAAAAGAAAAGGAAUUUAAGUCAAUAGAAGAUUCUAGUAACGAGGUGAUUAUGUCGACAGAAAUUCAACAUUCUAGUAAUGAAGUGGUUGACGAUGGGUGA
Dentiscutata erythropus is the source of this 549-nucleotide messenger RNA. Lineage: Eukaryota; Fungi; Glomeromycota; Glomeromycetes; Diversisporales; Gigasporaceae. The record is from the annotation of a GenBank genome assembly.